UCGAGUCUAAAACACGAUUAACGUAAGAAAUGUCGCUUGCUUCACAAGGUGAUACUCUACCCCUGCCUCCUUACAAAUUGGUACUACUUGGCGAUUCUUCAGUAGGUAAAACAUCAAUAGUACACAGAUUUGUUACAAAUAGCUUUAAUCAACAUACUUCCAACACCAUUGGAGCAGCAUUUAUAACCAAAGAAUUUUCAUCAUCAUUAAACUCCAAAAAAAGAUUGAAGUUCGAAAUAUGGGAUACUGCUGGGCAAGAAAGAUAUAGAUCAUUGACUCCAAUGUACUACAGGAAUGCUAAAGUAGCAUUAAUAGUUUACGAUUUGAAUAACUUUGAUGAUUCGUUUGAAAAAGCUAAAAGUUGGAUCGAUCAACUAAAAUUGAAUACUGGCUCAAGUGACAGCCUGAUUAAAAUAAUCUUAGUUGGCAAUAAGUCUGAUUUGGUAGACCUCGAGAGCGAAGAGAUGAAAUCAUCCCUAAACGACGUUGAAGUGUUUGGUAAUGAUUUGGAUAUUAAGACUUUCAUAACUAGUGCUAAGUCAGGUACGAACGUUAUUGAAUUGUUUGAUUCAUUAGUGAAUGAUCUUGAUAUGCUGUUUUUUGAAAACUAUUAUGAACAUCAGAAGAAUAAUGAGUCAAAUCCUACUCAAUUGAAUCUUUUGGCAGCAUCGAUAAGUAAAAAUAAUACGCUGAGAUGUUGUUAACCAACCAUAAAACCUUUUUUUGCA
This is a messenger RNA of Hyphopichia burtonii NRRL Y-1933, 728 nucleotides long. It is a transcript of the gene YPT53, whose product is annotated as Rab family GTPase. The transcript has a single exon. Gene Ontology annotation, molecular function: GTPase activity; GTP binding. NCBI's taxonomy places the organism in Eukaryota, Fungi, Ascomycota, Pichiomycetes, Serinales, Debaryomycetaceae. Bases 30 to 704 code for a protein of 224 amino acids. The record is from RefSeq and is a predicted model, not a curated record.